AUGUACGUGGCGAGCUCGGGCCAGGUGAAGCCCAAGCUGAAGCUGUUCUACUACUUGUCCCCAGAGUGCCCGCAGACCAUCGUGGACCUGGUGUCACCUGCGCUGAGGCAGCUGAACUGGUCAUGCUCUGUGGCACCAGUCUCGCCUCCAAUCUUCAUUUGGGAGGGCUCCCGGCGCAGUAUCGACCUCGCCCCCACCCUGGCCCGGGGUGGCCUCGCCAACCGCGUGGCGGGGGCAUUCGCGAUCACCACCAAGGUUGGGAUGCUGAAGGCGGUGCGAGGCUGUUGCGCGCGCAGCGGCGGCUUCCCGCCGUCCUGGUACCCGCUGACCUUUGAGUUGCCCUCAGGCAUGGAGGAGUGGAAGCAGCAUGUUCACGAGCACCCAGAGAAGCGCUGGAUCUACAAGCCAAAUGGUGGGGCUCGCGGCAUUGGCCACAUUCUGGUCACUUCCGUUGCCGACGUGGACUCGGCGGAGAAGCCGUUCCGGGAGCGCUGCCGUCCGCUGCGUGCGGAGGACCUGCAUGCGUCACCACUGGAGGAGCGUUUCUUUGCCCCCAGCGGCGUGAUUCAGGAGUAUGUUCAGGAUUUGCAGCUUCUUAAGGGUCACAAGUUUGCCGUGAGGACCUACCUGCUCAUUGCCCGGGUGUCGCCUUUGCUGGUGCUGCUGCAUGGCGCCGCCUACGCCAAGGUCUGCGGUCAGGCCUUUGAUGCGGCGCGCUUUACACAGGCCGACCUUCUCAGGCAUGUAACCGAGCAGGAGUUUCAGAAGAAGGGCGGCGAGGUGCAUGAGGAUUGGAAGGUUUGGCCGGUCAUGUUGCUGGAUGACUUGGCUGCGGAGCUUUGCCAAGAUCCUGGUUUGGCGGCUCGCUGGACCUCAUCUUUUUGGCAGCAGGUCCGGGGAAUUUGCUCGCAGGUCGUCGAGAGCUUCCGAGAAGCUCUUCGUGAGAAGAGCCAGCUGGGCAUGUUUGAGAUUCUUGGCUUGGACUUCGUUUGCAAGGCUGAUGGCUCCGUCACCUUUCUGGAGGCGAACCGUGACCCAUCCUGGGUCAUUGAUGGAGGCGCCAAAGCCGCCGCUUGGCGUUUUCCCGUUCGCCUUGGGUUUGAGCGAGGCAUCUGA
Messenger RNA from Effrenium voratum, 1116 nucleotides. The record is from the annotation of a GenBank genome assembly. NCBI's taxonomy places the organism in Eukaryota, Dinophyceae, Suessiales, Symbiodiniaceae.